Zerene cesonia (dogface butterfly) is the source of this 2943-nucleotide messenger RNA. Its product is annotated as HIRA-interacting protein 3-like. The transcript has 17 exons. Bases 196 to 2073 code for a protein of 625 amino acids. Lineage: Eukaryota; Metazoa; Arthropoda; Insecta; Lepidoptera; Pieridae. The record is from RefSeq and is a predicted model, not a curated record.
CACCAACUCCGCUUCACUUGUGUUUUUUUCUGAUUUCACUGUCAUUAAAAGUAAUUAUUUAGUGCAUAUUUUCAUAGCAACAGAUAUUUUGAAUCAACAGUGGGCUCGAUUAUGUACCAAUACAUAGUGCAGACAGUUGCGAGUGACUCUAUAAACUAAAAUCAAUAAUAAUCAGUGACCAACAAAGUGACCAAGAUGAAUUAUGAAGCGGAAAGGGCAAUGAAUCAGAAACGAUUGCGGAUGGAGGCCGAGCCGGGACACGGCGUUGUCCAGGGUAACGGAUUGCCGCUAAAUUACAUAGAUAAUGGUCAUCAGAUACCAUAUCAGCCGUAUGCCGGUGCUUAUAACACGCAUUACCCGCCGCCGGAUGCCUUUGCAGCAUAUGGCCCUCCGCCCCCGGGAGGUUACGCCCCCCAAAAUUUGUCCUACGCACCACCAGCUCACCAGAACUAUGCACAUCACCAGACUUUUCCACCACAACAACAAGCGCAGCUGCAUAUGGCCCAGUCACACAUGGGUAUGUUCCAAGGCUACGGGCCGGAGGUGGGCGUGCACAAGCCGGCGUGGCCGCCGCAGCCGCACCUGCUGCCGCCGCUGGACGCGCAGAAGCCGCUCGACAUCAAGCAGCUGAAGCCAGAGAUCAAGCUGGAGCCGGCCGACGCGCAGAAGCGCUCGCAUCCUGACGCCGAGAUGAUGGCUGGUGAUUUGGAACAACCAAAAAUAAAGAUAAAAACGGAUAUAUUCAAACCAGACGAUAUGGCGUUACGGGUGGACGAUAAGCCGCGAGAUAUUUCUAUGAAACCACAUGAAGUACCAAAACCAUUGGAUCCACAGGCAAAAGAUGACAGUCAAGCUCAACACAGGGUGGAAGGUGAUAAAAUAGGAGAAACAACGAGCGAGCUGGGCGAGGCCCGGCCCGCUGACAGCAGCGCGCCCGCCGCUGACAAGACGGAUGAAGAGCGGAAACCUUUCAGUAGUCCCGAUGCAAAUCGACCCGGAGCUACGCCGGGUAAAAUCAGCACGCCGGGAUUAGGAGAGCCGAAGAAGCGCGGGCGGCCGAAGGGCUCCACGAACAAGCCGAAGCCGGCGGGCGGCGCGUCGCCCCGCGCGCCCGCGCCGCGCCCCGCCGCGCCGCCCGCGCGCCCCCGCGCGCCCGCCUACCAGUACGCCGUGCGCCCCUUCCGCAAGGACUUCUCCGGGAUACAGUUCCGCAGGCGGUGGAGCGACGACUGCCUGGACUCGUCGCACAUCCCCAACGAGGUGUACUUCGGCGACGUGCCGGUGCCGCUGUCCGUGCUGUACAACUACUACGACGCGAACGCGGAGCGCGAGCGGCUCGCGUCGCAGGCGGCGCACAUCGCCGCGCAGAAGGCCGCCGCCGCCAAGCUGGCCGCCGCCAAGCUGCGCGGCGUCAUGAGCGCUGAGGUGACGACAGUAGAUUCAUCAUCAGACGAUGACUCUUCGGGCACGUCGGGGAGCGGUUCAGAAGAUAGUGAUGACGACGCGCCGCUAAAACGCGGCCCCGGCCGGCCAAAGGGGUCCAAGAACAGCACGCCCAAGACCCCCGGGACGCCGGCGGGCGGGGCGGGGGCGGGGGCGGCGGGGGCGGGCGCGGGGUCGGGGCGCCGCGGGCGGCCGCCCGUGCCGCCCGAGCUGCGGCAGCCCGGCAUCACCGACAUGAAGAAGUUCUGCAAGGCGGCUGGCAUACGGUUCGAUUAUAAGAAACUCGUCGAAGGUUGCACGAAAAACAAAGAGCGAGUGGCGAAAAUGCAGGAGCUGUUGACGGCCGCCGGGCUCGAGGGCAAGCCCACGCUGGAGAAGUGUCGCGCCAUCAAGCAGGCCAAGAUGGACGCCAAGGAGCGGGAGCGGCUCGCCAAGAAGGAGGCGAGGGCCAAGCCGAGGGAGGACGACGGAGCAGGCGCGGAGGGCGUGGCGCGGCGCAUGACGCGCGGCGCGACGGGCGUGAAGCCGCGCCAGCGCAUCGUCAUCUCGUCGGACGAGGAGGACGGCACGCCCGCCGCGCGCCGCACGCUCUCCAAGCUGCGCUCCAGCGUCAACGACGACUCCGACUGAGUGCGUGCCGGCCCGUAACGCUUCGUGCGGGAGUGACAGACAAUAUCGAGACAGUGAAAGUGUUGGACCUUCUAGAAAGUGCUUCGACGGGGUCCAUGACCUGUAGCGCGGACUCUUGACUUGCAACUGGUUAAUGUUAACUUUAAUACGUGACUCGGCAUAAUGUAGAAACUUAGUCGUGCGCGUGCGCACGUGUGAAGGCCUUAUGUGAAGAGCGAUCGAACGGAGAUAUCGGUGUUGCCAGAUACGCUCUUAUUCAUUUCCAAGCUAAAUUUGUAAUUUGCCCCGUUUUUGGGGAAUCCAGUAGUCUAAAGACUGCGACCACUAGACGGUGAUAUCGCAUAAGAUUUAAUGUUCGGGUUAAUGUAACGCGACGAUGGCAAUAAAGCGUGAAAGUCGAACGCAAUUGUUACCAUAUUUAAAAAAAAAAAAAUUAGAUUAAAAAUGAAACCGCAUUAUCGCGUGCCCUUUGUUGUCGUUUUGAUAAAUUUAACUAGUCAAGUGUAAAAGACGAAGGAUAAGAUUCCGCGCUCAGGUUGACGCGAAUCGGUCGCUCGAAAAAAAUUUUCCUACUAAUUUUAGGUCAAAAUUUAGGACGGUAAUGAAAUGAUUUCGAUGAAUUGUCCGUGGAGUGAGCGUUGGACCUUUGGUGGGUUGUUUCUACGAUUUUUAUAUUGUUUAGUGGGUGCAGUGGUAAUUAGUAAAUCGCUUGAGGGUUCACGUUUGAUAGCCGCUGGAGAAUGUGAUAUCAUUUUUUUGUUACAGUCUUGGUGUUUACAAAUUUAUGUAUUCACAAUUUUUUUUUAAGUUUUGUAAUUAGUAUGUUUAUAUAGUUCCGCUGCAAAAUAUUUGAUUGAUAUUAAAAAUUAA